AUGCGCGGCAAAGGCCACCAACGCGCAGCCGAGAAGGCCUUCCAGCGGUGGCGCCAACUUCACGUCGACGACCUGUUCAACGGCCGACUUCUGCCAACCCCUCUCCACGCCACUCUUCGUCUUCCGAUCUUCAUUGCGGCAUCUUCGGCCUCGUCCGCAUCUCCUUCCACCUGCGACACGCCCCCACCAGCCGCAAUUGUUCUCCACCUCUCCACGAACCACCGCGCCGUUGCGGACUGGUGGGGAACCGAGUACGACGACGCCUUCCUCCAUGUGGGUCCACGUACGAGAGAAGGGCUGGACCGUGUUGAGGCGGACGACGCCGGCGGCAGUUCUGAUGGCACGCCGUCCAUCAUCGCCUCCGCACGGGUGUCGGCACACGUCGGCCCGCCCGCCGCCCCGCUCGGCUACCCGGCCUACCUCGCUGCCGAGGCGAAGCAGUGGACGGAGGGGGUGCUGCGCGGGGAGACGUACGCCUACGACUACGCCUACGCGGACGGUCCGGGCGGGUUCGCCCUCGCACCACCGCCACCACCCGCGCCGUACCUGCCGCCCGUCAGGUGGCUUCGGCAGCCGCUGCUUGACGGCUUUGUGGCGCAGCGGCUGACCGCCCACACCGGCGUGACGACGGGCGCGUUGAUUGACGCACGUCGCAGCGGCGCCGCGCUGUGCCGGCAGCUGCCGCCCUUCAAUCUCUCCCCGUUCUACGCGUCGAGCGAGCUGCUGGACCGGUGGUGUGUCUUUGGGGAGGCUUCUGCCCUUCUUCCGACGUCUGCGGCGGGCCCUGUGCCGGUGUCCGCUCUGAGCGGACCGUCGACUGCAGCGGGGCAUCACCGCCGUGCGGCGGAGCUCGCCCUGUCCGCCGCGAUUUUGCCAAACUACAACGCGGCGUGGUUGAACGGUGCCGUCGUGUCGAGCCCGCGCACGGGGAAAUGUGUGGUGAUUGUGGGCCCGCGAUCGAGCGGCAAGACGACCCUUGCCCUGCACUGCGUCGCACCCGCCACCGCGGAAUCGCACCCGCGCAGCCAUCACCAUCGCUAUCCUACUUCUAACACGGUGAGCAACAACACGAGUCAUGGGGGCGACGACGUCCAGCUGCGCCUGACCGCAGCGGAACACUUUUUGAUCGGUGCCGGCACACCCGUGCAGCGCAUGCUGCGCCCACACAUGCCCCCCAAUUCUGAUCUGCCUCCCCACGUCUUCCUCUGCGCGCUGCCGCACCGAGUGAAAGUAGGCAUCGGUGCCGUCCUUGGCACGUUGCAUCCAAAUCCGUCGCUGGCCGCCGCAACUACUCUGCCAGCCUUCCUACGCACCGACGCCGGCCUUCGCACUUUCCUCGCCAAUACGGACCGCGUUCUCUGGGAGAUGAGUAUGCAUUACCACGUCUCCUUGCGCGACGUGUGCAGCAGCAGCAGCAGCAGCAGCAAUGAAGCAUCGUCACCGUGGCAACCAGCCGGCGUCAGCGCACUCGCCGGGGUGGUGAUGCUGGACUGGAGCGUCGACGAGCUCGCCAGAGCGGCGCCGACGCCGGCGCACACGCGUGUGCGGCGUGUUCCGCUGCACGCUGGUGGACUGCCGGAGUUGCUGACGCGCGGUCGCGACUACCUCUUUCGCGGCCACUACCUCGUGCGAUCCGUCUACGACGAAGCCGUCGACGGCCCGGCGCGACUGGCGGACCUUUUCGCGCAGGAGUGGGCGGCGCGGCCACCCGCCACGGGCGAUGCUGCCCCGUCGCUGCACUGUGUGGAGGGCUCAGUGAACUUCAGCGCGGCCACGCAACUGGUGCGGCGUUUGCUGGCGGCAUGA
Leptomonas pyrrhocoris is the source of this 1806-nucleotide messenger RNA. RefSeq lists its product as hypothetical. NCBI's taxonomy places the organism in Eukaryota, Euglenozoa, Kinetoplastea, Trypanosomatida, Trypanosomatidae. The transcript has a single exon. The record is from RefSeq and is a predicted model, not a curated record. Bases 1 to 1806 code for a protein of 601 amino acids.